Molecule: messenger RNA, 2819 nt
Organism: Sphaeramia orbicularis (orbiculate cardinalfish)
Lineage: Eukaryota; Metazoa; Chordata; Actinopteri; Kurtiformes; Apogonidae
Product: dnaJ homolog subfamily C member 7-like
Exons: 14
Coding region: 37-1530 (497 amino acids)
Molecular function (GO): protein binding
Source: RefSeq, a predicted model, not a curated record
GUGACGUCAGCCCAUGUUCGUCCUUUCCCAGAAAAAAUGGCAGCUGUUGACAUCGACGUACCGGUGGAGACGGAUCCCCAGAUCUGUAAUCCAGCUGACCUGGAACGGCAAGCUGAAUGCUUCAAAGAGCAAGGAAAUGCAUUCUACAGCAACAAAGAUUACUCUGAGGCUUUCAACUUUUACACAAAGGCCAUUGAUGCGUGCCCCAAAAAUGCCAGUUACUAUGGCAACAGGGCUGCCACCCUCAUGAUGCUCUGCCGCUUUCGAGAGGCUCUAGAAGAUUCCCAGCAGGCCGUGCGCCUGGAUGAUUGUUUCAUGAAGGGUCAUUUACGUGAAGGCAAGUGCCACCUGUCUCUGGGAAAUGCCAUGGCGGCUAGUCGCUGCUUUCAGAAGGUUCUGGAGCUGGAACCCAGCAAUAGAGAAGCACAGCAAGAGAAUAAGAAUGCAACAACACUGCUGGAGUUUGAGCGAAUGGCAGAUUUUGGUUUUGAAAAGCGGGAUUUCAGAAAGGUUGUAUACUGCAUGGACCGGGCCUUGGCCUUGGCCACUGCCUGCCACCGCUUCAAAAUCCUCAAAGCUGAAUGUCUGGCUCUGCUGGGACGAUAUCCUGAAGCCCAGUCUGUAGCAAGUGACAUCCUGCGAAUGGAUUCCACAAAUGCAGAUGCACUCUACGUUCGUGGCCUGUGUCUUUACUAUGAGGACUGCAUUGACAAAGCAGUACAGUUUUUUGUUCAGGCUCUGCGAAUGGCACCUGACCACGAAAAGGCCCGGCUAGCCUGCAGGAAUGCCAAAGCCUUGAAAGCAAAGAAAGAGGAGGGCAACCAGGCAUUUAAGAUCAACAACUAUGAAGCUGCCUACCAGCUGUACACUGAAGCAUUGGCGAUAGACCCCAACAACAUAAAGACCAACGCUAAACUCUACUGCAACAGAGCCACGGCAGGAGCAAAGCUGAAGAAACUUAAUCAAGCUAUUGAAGACUGCACCAGUGCAAUCAAACUAGAUGACACUUACAUCAAGGCUUACUUGAGAAGAGCUCAGUGCUACAUGGACACAGAGCAGUAUGAAGAGGCCGUGCGAGACUAUGAAAAAGUUUACCAGACUGAAAAAACAUCAGACCACAAACAUCUGCUGAAGAACGCACAGUUGGAACUGAAGAAGAGCAAGAGGAAAGAUUACUACAAGGUGCUGGGUGUCGGCAAGAACGCAACCGAGGACGAAAUCAAGAAAGCCUAUCGCAAAAGGGCCCUUAUGCACCACCCAGACCGUCACAGUGCAGCGACUCCAGAAGUUCAGAAGGAGGAGGAAAAGAAAUUCAAGGAAGUGGGCGAGGCGUUCACUGUCCUCUCUGACCCAAAGAAGAAGAUCCGCUAUGACAGUGGGCACGAUCUGGAUAAUGAUGGCUGCUUUGAUGGUGGAGAUUUUGAUGCAAACAACAUCUUCAGGGCGUUUUUCGGUGGCCAUGGUGGAGGAUUUACCUUUGACUCCAGCUCAGACUCUGGACCCGGAAAUUUCUUUUUCCAGUUUGGCUAAAGCAGAGGAAUAUGUGGGGAAAAUGCAGCCCUGCAGUGGACAAAAUCAAAUUGGACACACAGUCACCUCAUGAUGCUCAGACUCUGGAGUGUCUUGCAGAAUCUCCUUUCAAUUUUUUCAAGCAGGAUUUUGAUUAUUGCAUUCACACCUAAAUUUACUUCUUGCAUUGAUGCUAAAGAAAACAUAUUGGGAAGGACUGUUUGAGGCUUUAGUUGUAAAUUAAUAUUGUAGAUAAAGAUUGGGUUUCGGGUUUGGGUCAGGUGAUAAGAGCAUGACCUUAUUGCCAAAUCAAAUUUACAUUGAAUAGACUUAUCAUGUAAAACUGCCUCUACUUUCAUGAAAAUGAUCAGUAGUAAGGAAUGCAUUGAAAAUCGAAGCAUUAUGGUCAAUUAGUAUAAGGUUCUCUUGGGACAUCUCGUCUCUAUAGAGCAAGAGUCUGUGUAUUGUGGAUGUUAAAUGUCAAAACUGACCUCAGGACAGCCUGUUCAGGACAAUACUAGUCUCUUGCAAGGGUUUGUCCAGGUUUUAUUGGCACGCUUGCCAAAUGUAGAAUUCGAUCUGCAGGGUUUUUGUUUCUUCUCUUCUCUGUGCUGCAUUGUAUAUUUGACUCGAAUGUAAAGCGUCACGUGUCCAUAAAUUCCUCUUCAGUCUUCCCUCGGUCUAUUUAUAUUUCUUGUACUGUAUAUUCUAACCUGUAUGCAGCUCAUUGCCUGUGCUCAUAUCUUCCUAAUUUAAACAAACUGAUUUGUGUUUUCCACACUGUCAUCUCAUGUCUUUUUCUCCGAAACAGGCCAAAAUGGGACACAUUUACAGAUCUAUCGCCUGUUGAAGCGAUGCAACAUCAUUGCUUCGACUCAUUUGUCCUGCUGUUCCAACAAAUUAAAGCGGUGCCUUACAAAAAUGAGCAGAUCAGUAAACACUUCCCUUAACCUCCUCACAUUGAAACCCACUUUAAAGGCCGUAGAGUGAGCUACCCACCAUUUGACAACUGAAAACAACCUGUAAAGCAUGUUUUUUUGUGCCGUUUUUUUUUCUCCCACCCAAAUAUCAAAUGCAGUGUUUCAAGUCAUCAGUCACACCUAGCUGUCACCCAACUAUACUUGUCAUGCACGUUUUGUCAGACCAGCCCUUCCCCUACUGGUGUCACCUGUUUAAAGGGCGUCUGAUAACGUAGGAAGAUUCUAUUGUUAAUUGUUUCCACUGAUCUAUGUAUCAUUUUUUAAAAACAUGGCACAGUAUUAAGAUAUGCUUUUCUUAUUGCAAAAAUAAAGGCUCGUCUUUUACUGUAA